AUGAAGGCAGCGAGGCCUUCUCUUUCUCGUUUGGUGAUUUCAGACCGAUCACACUCGAGUGGCGAGCUCCGGUGGUCGACUAGACCGAAGAAGGACGUGGGCAGAAGCAGUGACGCUGCUGUGGGUUUGGCUUACAAUGAUAGAAUCAAAUGGUGGCCAAUUUAUUAUGAAGAGAAUGAAUGGAUUGGGAAAGUCCAACUUUCUAUCAGCAGUACAAUUGCAUCUGAUGAAACUACACACCUCAAGUGUGGACCUGUGGUGGAAACACUCGCGUAUGAUUUACUGUUGGAAGCUGCCAUGUGA
This is a messenger RNA of Lactuca virosa, 303 nucleotides long. The record is from the annotation of a GenBank genome assembly. Lineage: Eukaryota; Viridiplantae; Streptophyta; Magnoliopsida; Asterales; Asteraceae.